GCGCGUGCGCGUGUGUGUGUUGCAGAGAAGAGUCCGGCGCUGGAGGCGGAGCGCAGCUUCCAGGUGCUGCUGCACAUGGCGUCGAACCCCGAGUGCCUGGGCAUCGUGCUGCGGGGCCUGCUCGCGCACAUCCCGUGCCUGCUGCGCCUCCUGCAGACGCUCAACGAGACGGCGCUGCACCGCAGCAUGGCGGCGCUGCUGCACGCCGUUCUCAAGACCGCCGUCGAGACGUACGGCGGCCCCGACACGGAACUCGAGACUGACUCCAUCCCGCCGCCCCCGGCGUCGGCCGGCAGCCCACCGCCGCCGCCACCGCCCCCACCACCAGCGCCCCCUGGCGGGGCGUCGGCGGACGCGCCCUCGGCGGGACCCAGCACGCCGCCGGCGACGUCGCGGCGCCGCGAGCUGUCGGCGGCGCUGUGUCUGCUGCUGCGCGUGUGCCUCAGCCUCAUCCACGGCGUGCACGACCUGCAGUUCACCGCCAUGGUCACCAUCAAUAAGGUCAUCGACGCGUGCGUCGUGCACCAGCUGGCGUACCUCAAGGUCAAGGCCAGCGCCGCUCUGCAACACCCGUGCCACGACAGUUCCUCACGUUGUGUCCCUUGGCCGGCGGGACAGCCAGCAUGGGCUGGGCCGCUGGCGGCGCGGGCGGCGGCGUCGAGCGAGGCCGCGGGCGCGCGAUCGCAGCCGCGGCGGCGCGCUGCGGCGGCCAGCGCGGGGGCGGCGGCGGGCAGCGGCGGCGGGCGGCGGGCCGCGCCUGGGCGCCAAGCGGCUGGGCUCCGUGUGGCGGCAGCGGGCGGGCGAGCACCUCGAGCAGAUGUGCUGUCCAGCGCCCACGCGCUGUCGGUGCAACUGUGUGCGCGCUCGCGCGUGUGGUGUGUUGUGUGUCGGUGUGGUUGUUGUGUGUGCGUGUGUGUGCUGCGCGCGGCGUGUGGUGGUUGUGUGUCGUGUGCUAGUGUGCUGGUGUGUCUUCCACCUGUUCACUCUGGCUGGUUCAUUGCUCAGUCGCCGGAGCUGGUGGAAGGCGUCGCCAGGGAGGGUGGGAGAGAGGGUGGGAGCAAUCCUUCCUUUGGCUGCAUCUUUGAUCCGGUGCAAGCAGGCGACGACGCGACGGAUGAAACCCACCUACGCAAAGACUCGCUGCGAACUGAGAUUGCUCGCUGA
Messenger RNA from Gryllus bimaculatus (two-spotted cricket), 1164 nucleotides. The record is from the annotation of a GenBank genome assembly. Lineage: Eukaryota; Metazoa; Arthropoda; Insecta; Orthoptera; Gryllidae.